GCAAACCGAUUUCUGGCAUCUUUUUAUCAGUUUUUUUUCCGAAAAACUCGGCCCAGGAAGUUUUUUGUUUCGACUUUUCUAGUCGACAAAAACUAGUUUAACUACAGCAUAUUUUUUGGUUACACCAUGAUUUUGUUACCAGUGAACUGUAAUCAGUGUUCAGUUAUUGCUCGCCUCUUCAUCUGCAAGAGGUUCUUCGCAGUCUGGGUUCGUUAAGCUGUUAUACCUGAAUGUUUUCUUGUUAUUAAGAGACCGUCGAGUUUUCCGUUUGAUUUCGAUAAAACAUUGAUGCCGAAACUUGAAAACGUUCUAGUUGAACUGUACUUGAUCUCCUAUCUAUUACUUUUAUGCUCGGGAGAACCGUCCCAGAGGUAUGCGUUGUUAUUGAAUGAACGCUAAUUCCUGGAGACUGUCAUUUACGCUGAUUGCUAUAACCGCUCGCACGUAUAAUCGCGAACUCGGAGAACCAUAACGAAGAACUGGAAGUGGAAUUUUAAGAUAUCUUUCAAUACUAGUAGAUCAUCCUGAAAUUGGUACAACUUGAUUGCUGUUCAAAAAUCCUGACACAGAGUCGAAACUUUACGGAAAACGCCAGCAUACCAUUAUCCAGAAUGCCACUAAUUCGCAAAAUGAGCGGAGAUACUGCGUUGAGCCAGAUAAAUACGAAUGGAAAAGUACUGCCUGCGAUUGGAAACAGAGCGCGCAACUUCCAUCGUUUAUGCAUCCUCAGUGACUGUCAAGAUGGCUGGAAGCACAUCCCUCGGAGUCUCAUGUGGGCCACGGACCGACCCUUUCCGCCGGCCACGACCGAACAGCGAAAGUUCCCGUGAUGAGGACAUGUUUGGAGAGAACCGUAGAAGUGACGAACUAAGCGCACUUGAUGAUUUACUGCCAGCAACAAGCACUGGCAGGGCUAGAGACGCAAGUCUGGAAGAUAGUUUCAGUCUGACGGGGCAUGAGUCGGAUACGGUUGAAGCAGCUGCGGAAAGUUUCAGACCUGGCAGCUUGCUUGGAAAACGUCAGCACCUCGAUGAAGAGGACUUGUUACCCGUUCGAUGAAGAGGACUUGUUACAUGAAGAGAAUCUGGAAUCGCCGGAGCCCAAAAAAAGCCGCAGAAGUCCUUUGUUUUCUCAUCGCGCUCGUAACCGUUUGUUAGGCCCUCCGAAAACCGACAUUGAGAUUUUAGGUUCGCCACAGAAAGGGUACCACAGUGGUGUUCGUCAGCGGUCGAUGUCCAUCUCAGACAGUGAUAUUACCGAAUUAAUGUCACCGCGCGAGAGAUGUCCAAGCGUUCUUGAAGAAAGUGAAUCGGGUGUCGAAGCUGAUAACACUGUCGCGCUAAUUGAUGAUAACGAUCAACCGAAAUUACGGAAAUUUCGAGAGUGGAAGUACUAUGAAGUUCCCGCACGCAUCGACGAUCGCUGGGAUUUUUGUGACGGCUUGCUGCAUGAAAAUUUUGCCGAAUCCACGCCAUUCAUCAACCGUAGCGCACCGUUCGGCUUCCGGAGCAUUGGUGUAUUUCUGGUUGCAAUGAAACCAUUAGAUUCGCACACAACACUUCGUUUGGAAUCUGGGUGCCGGUGGUAUCAAUACGGUCAUAAAAUCACGCCCCGUUCCACAGAAGUUUGGUCAUACAAGAACGAAGACUGCCCUGUUUUCAAGAAACGAAUAUAUAUUCCAAAAGAUGGGCCAAACCUGGGAAUAGCGGCCAUAGAAUACCGCUGGGCACGUGGACAAAAGUCGGUUAAGCCGUACGAAUUCAUUGUCAAACCGAGCAAGCGAGGGGAAGAAAAAACAGCCUUUCAGCCAAAUGCUGUUCUAGCAAAGCCACUCGUCAAAGAGCAUUUCGAUGAAAAUCCGAAUCUGAAUGACAUUGAAAUGUUGGCGGCAAUUCAAGAACAAUCCGCGGAGAAGACUUGUAAUGUUUUUACUGUGCCACAUAACAGAAGGCAAAUCGCGAAUGUGAAGGCAAGAGAGAGAAAAUUAGCUGCUGAAACAACUUUGAUGGACUUGUUACUGGAGCAGAACGUAACCAUUUUGCAUGCGGACAUAAAGGAAAAGGGGGAAAAGAAUGCUCUGGUUCUUGUGGCAAUCCCAACUCAGUCUGCCAUGUUUGCAAAAUUUUGUUUUGAGCCAACAGCUUCCGGUUUACCAGAAUCCGCCUUGUUCUUUGACGUGCUUUACACUGUGGCAGGGAAAUAUCUGCUGGUUACCUGUCUGCGGCAUCCUGGUUUAACGCGUACCAACUAUGCAAGCAGAAGUGACAACUUGAUUGAUGAUGCGUCUUUGGGAGUCAGCGACAGAGCGGUAAUGAUAGGACCUUGCGUUUUGAUGACCGGUCAAUCAAAACAGGAAUUUGCGAAGGCCUGGAUGCUGAUCUUUGACAACCUUCAAAGUAGCUGCAAAAGUUCAUGGAAGUCACCCGCAGUCUGGGCUCCUGUCUUUGUUUCCGAUGAACAAUCAGCCCUGUACGAGGCGGCACUGGACAUCAUACCCCAAGCAAAGCACCUGCUGUGUGUGCUGCAUGUUAAGGAAAACUUGAAGAGGCUCCUCGCAAACGAAUUUUCUUACUGUGCCGAAGAUGAUCUGCAACAGACCGUUAACGAUAUUUUCGGCGUUGUGCGGCCGAACCAGAAUACCUUUAUUAAAGGCCUCAUUGAUGCUGCGUCCACCCGCGAAUUUUACGAACAACUUGCCGUUCUGAAACACGUCUGGGAAGCGCGGCACCCAGGAUUUACCGACCGAUACUUUGACCCAGAUGUCCAAAACAAGUACAUCCAUAAGCUCAUACUGGAAGCACGCGAGCCAGCUGGAUUCGGAGAUAGGCUGUGUCAAAAUAACGCGACCGAAACAGCCAAUUCUAUGGUGCGAAAAAAGCUGGAAUUAAAGCCAAAGCGAACGCUGACUGAUCUGGAAACUGUGCGUGACCUGAAACGAUUAUUUUUCCACCAAGAACGGCAAAUGGCGGAAAGCAUUGUCGGGCGUGGUGAAUUGCGUCGCAAAAACGUUCAUGCAACAGCGUGCACGACAGCAGUACUAUUCCAACCUGAUCCUCUGAAAAAAGCGUACAUCGACAUUUUUGGAAUCGUUCCGGAUAAUGAUUUGCUGCAGCAUUUGAAACCUGAAACUUCGAAUGCUUAUGCAGCAUCGAAUCGUGGGAUUGAAUUUCCUAUCAGUUUCGUCGAAGCAAACUUGGCAGACGAAUAUCGUUUGGACUGGAACGCUGCGCGCAACAUCCUUCAGCAGCAACGUAUCCGGGAAAAGACAAAGACGAAAGUUCAGAGAAACAAUUGUGUUGAUUACGCUAUCGAUGAGCCAAGAGAUCGCGUGGAAAGGAUUGUAACCUGGACGACCGGAACAUGUGAAGUUGAUUGCCGAUGUGACCGCUUUAUGACAAAAGGCAUCUGCUGUCAUUCGAUUGCAGUUGCCGCUUUUGCGGAUAGCCUGCCGAAUUAUUUGGAGAAAUUCCAUAGCAGAAAGAAACUGUAUCGCAAAAUAGUUCGCCCCACUUCAAAAGAAAGCGGACGCAAACCAAAAGGAACACGGCGUAAAGUAAUCGACCGAAAAGCAGCUGAAGGUGCAACAAUCCGCAAAGGUCGAGAAGAAGUACCAUCUGCGAUUGCUGGUUUAAGCGGCUUAGCGUAUGCAUCGGGCGCGGAACAGCAAACCACGUCCCAACAGAAAGGAAACAAAUUCCCGUGGGAAUUAAACGUCGGUCCUUUCAAGGUCUGCAGUUUGAAAGGUGGCGGGGGUUUGCGAUCGUACGCUAGUUACCACUGCUGUGGCUGCCGCACACCGUUUUCGCAGCAAACGCCGGAUCUCGAUCUAAUUCUUGUGAGGACCGAGCCAAAUUACGACAAAGGAAAAACCGCUGUUAUGCCACCGCGAGACUGUGCGUACCAUCUGAAUAUUGGAUGUGUUCGACGUCGGCAUCCAGACCUCAGCCUAGAAAGCCAGAGAUUUGGAGAGGGAGUGAGAAGAGAAAUUGCGUUAACGGAACAGCAGAAGAAAUUGCUUCUGAAUUUCAUGGAAAGCAUUCCCUCCACUGUGCCAUUUCGUACUAGCGUCUAAUUUGUUGUCGAAUGAUUGAUUCUGAUUUCUGAACAAGCACUUGUAUUUGCUUAACUGGUGUUGCAAAAUUUUGGUUUUUCCAUCUGGAUUGCUAAUUUACUUAGUAUUUAUUUCUUCUUGAAUUUGUGUCAUU
Messenger RNA from Paramacrobiotus metropolitanus, 4205 nucleotides. RefSeq lists its product as uncharacterized. Bases 956 to 4072 code for a protein of 1038 amino acids. NCBI's taxonomy places the organism in Eukaryota, Metazoa, Tardigrada, Eutardigrada, Parachela, Macrobiotidae. Gene Ontology annotation, molecular function: zinc ion binding. The transcript is spliced from 11 exons. The record is from RefSeq and is a predicted model, not a curated record.